This is a messenger RNA of Pelobates cultripes (western spadefoot toad), 352 nucleotides long. Lineage: Eukaryota; Metazoa; Chordata; Amphibia; Anura; Pelobatidae. The record is from the annotation of a GenBank genome assembly.
AUGGACCAAGAUCAGCAGAGGGUGAAAGCAGAGUCUGCUAAAUAUGAUCGAGUGAAGUGCAGACCUAAGAGUAGAUUUCUCCCUCCUCUGACUAAUGCCAGUAUCGAGACUUUCGUCAGAUCCUGCCAGAUGGAUAUAGAUAAGAUCCAAUGGAAAGGGAAGCAUAAAUCCAAUUUAAAUAGCAGUGAGAUGCUGAUACUUCGUGAGCUGAAAGAGGACAACUCUCUAUCGAUUAGGCCAGCUGACAAGGGAGGUGCCCUGGUGGUUAUGGAUACUCAAAAAUAUAUAGCAGAAAUGGAUUGGCAAUUGUCAAAUAUGCACCAUUACAGGAUUCUUGAUGGUGACCCAGCAG